AUGCCGUCGUCCUGGCAGAAGAAGUUCUUUCAGUCUGCAGAUUCCGCUGCGACAGAUGUCCCAUCGACUUCUCAACCUCCUCUAGACUACGGGGCCACGACUAUGGAGGGUGCGACGAUGCCUGGUUCAAAGGGAGCUGUCGAAGUCGUCAACUCGGAUGCGAGCGAAGAAGUGCCCGACGAGAAAGCUCAGGCUGGUGUUAAGGAGGCUGAGGCUAUCACUCUGACAUGGACCAAGGCUUCCCUGGCAGCGGCCUAUAUUCUGAUGUGGUCCUUGUACUGUGUGAAUGCCUUCCAGUCCUCCAUUACUGGCAAUUUGUCGAGCUAUGUGACCAGUGGAUUCGAAUCGCACUCCUUGAUUCCGGUCAUCUACAUUGUUUCCAGUGCCAUGUCCGCAGCAACGUACAUGCCCCUCGCAAAGAUCCUCAAUCUGUGGGACCGAUCGGUCGGUUUUCUGCUCAUGGUGAUCAUUGCAACCAUCGGAUUGAUUCUGUCUGCAACUUGUCAUAAUAUCGCAACCUAUUGUGCAUCCCAGGUGUUCUAUAGUGUCGGCUUUGCGGGCAUCAUCUUCAGUAUCGAUGUCAUCACAAUUGAUACCUCCAGUCUGCGCGAUCGAGGUCUUGCCUUUGCCUUUACUUCGUCCCCAUAUAUUAUCACCGCAUUUGCUGGCCCUGCAGCGGCCGAGCAAUUUUAUGAGUCGAACUGGCGAUGGGCAUACGGAUGUUUUGCCAUUGUCCUCCCUGUCAUGGCCACUCCCAUGUUCGUGCUUCUGCGAUGGGCAUACGGAUGUUUUGCCAUUGUCCUCCCUGUCAUGGCCACUCCCAUGUUCGUGCUUCUGCGAUGGAAUCGGAGCAAGGCCAAGAAGAUGGGUGUCUUGCAAGAGAGGGAGCCUAGUGGCCGAACAUGGAUCCAGAGCAUCAUCUUCUACGUUAUCGAGUUUGACCUCCUCGGAGUUAUCCUUCUGGCGGCCGGUCUCGUACUCUUCCUCCUCCCAUUCUCCAUUGCUGGUUCCGCAGAAGAUGACUGGCGGACCGCUCACAUCAUUGUCAUGCUGGUGAUUGGUGUUGCAUGUCUGAUCGCCUUUGCCUUAGUCGAACGCUUCGUCGCACCAGUUCCCUUCCUCCCAUGGCCCAUUCUAGCUUCCCGGACGGUGCUUGGUGCCUGUCUCGUUGAUGUCUGCUACCAAAUCGCCUAUUACUGCUGGUUCGACUACUACUCGUCGUAUCUCCAGGUGGUGUAUGGCACCAGCAUCACAGUUUCCGGAUAUAUUGUCCACAUUUUCGAUGUGGUCUCCGGUGUCUGGCUGAUCUGUGUCGGUCUUCUGAUCCGCAAGACUGGCCGCUUUCGCUGGCUGCUCUUCGCUGCCGUACCCCUAUACCUCCUUGGAGAAGGUCUGAUGAUCUACUUCCGCAAGCCUAACUGGUCUGUGGGCUAUACGAUUAUGUGUCAGAUCUUCAUUGCCUUUGCUGGAGGUACGAUGAUCAUCUGUCAACAGGUUGCAGUGCUGUCGGCAACAGACCAUAACAACGCUGCUUCCGCCCUUGCUUUCCUGAACGUCUUCGGCACCAUGGGCAGCGCUGUUGGUAGCAGUAUCUCUGGUGCAAUCUGGACGCACACCUUGCCCGGCGCCUUGCAACGUCUUCUUCCCGAGGCGGAACUGCCCAAUUGGGAGUCAAUCUACGAAGACCUAGCAGUACAGCUGAGCUAUGAGAGAGGCUCAGCCGCGCGCCAGGCCAUUGCUCUUGCUUACGCUGAUGCGCAGAGCAAGAUGCUGAUUGCCGGCACUUGCAUUAUGGCCCUUUCUUUGAUCUGGAUGUUUGUCAUUAGAGAUAUCAAGCUGACGAACAGCACACAGACCAAGGGUGUCUUGUUCUAA
This is a messenger RNA of Aspergillus clavatus NRRL 1, 1875 nucleotides long. It is a transcript of the gene mirD, whose product is annotated as putative MFS siderophore iron transporter. Lineage: Eukaryota; Fungi; Ascomycota; Eurotiomycetes; Eurotiales; Aspergillaceae. The record is from RefSeq and is a predicted model, not a curated record. The coding region runs from base 1 to 1875 and encodes 624 amino acids. Gene Ontology annotation, molecular function: transmembrane transporter activity. The transcript has 4 exons. Gene Ontology annotation, biological process: transmembrane transport.